UCCGAGCGGAGCUGGCGCGGCGCCGGCGGAGCGGGUGUGGCGGCUCGGCCUGCGCGGCGGGCGCGGACAGCGAGCAAACUAUAAUGACGAUCAAGAGAAUUUUGAAAGAUGUCUAAAGUUUAUCGGCCACGUCUGGCUUUUGUCUUCUCACCCUUAAAAAUAAGAAUAGAUGGGAUGUGUCAGAAGAGAGCUAUAUAAAAAGAAGAGUGUUGCAAAUGGCUUCAGAAUCCACCAAUGGGAAGCAAGGUAGGAGUCACGUGACCAAGGGGAGGCGGCAGCAGCUGCAGCAGCAGCAGGUGAGGAGCAGGUCAUCUGUCAGCGAGGGCGAUGGGGACGGGGACUCCUUCACCUUCGAAGCCAACGAAGCCUGGAAGGACUUUCACAGCUCCCUCCUUCGGUUCUAUGAGAACGGGGAGCUCUGCGACGUCACGCUCAAGGUUGGCUCGAAGCUGAUCUCCUGUCACAAGCUGGUCCUGGCCUGUGUGAUCCCCUACUUCAGAGCCAUGUUUCUCUCUGAAAUGGCUGAAGCCAAGCAGGCGCUGAUUGAGAUUCGGGACUUUGACGGUGACGCCAUGGAAGACUUGGUGAAGUUCGUCUACUCUUCGAGGCUCACGUUGACGGUGGACAACGUGCAGCCCCUGCUGUACGCAGCGUGCAUUCUGCAGGUGGAACUGGUGGCCAGAGCCUGCUGCGAAUACAUGAAGUUACAUUUUCACCCCUCCAACUGCCUGGCAGUACGAGCCUUUGCGGAGAGUCACAACCGAAUAGACCUGAUGGAUAUGGCGGACCAGUAUGCCUGCGAGCACUUCACCGAGGUGGUGGAAUGUGAAGACUUCGUGAGCGUGUCGCCUCAGCACCUGCACAAGCUGCUGUCCUCCAGCGACCUCAACAUUGACAGCGAGAAGCAGGUCUACAGCGCUGCCAUCAAGUGGCUGCUCGCCAAUCCCCAGCACCACCCGAAGUGGCUGGACGAGACGCUCGCACAGGUUCGUCUGCCAUUGCUGCCGAUUGAUUUUCUUAUGGGUGUUGUGGCAAAAGAACAGAUUGUCAAGCAAAAUCUCAAAUGUAGAGAUCUAUUGGAUGAAGCAAGAAAUUAUCACCUUCAUUUGAGCAGCAAGACGGUCCCUGACUUUGAGUACACAGUCCGGACUACCCCAAGGAAGCACACUGCUGGUGUGCUGUUCUGUGUGGGUGGCCGAGGUGGAUCUGGUGACCCUUUCCGUAGUAUUGAAUGCUAUUCCAUCAACAAAAACAGUUGGUUCUUUGGACCAGAAAUGAACAGCCGAAGGCGACACGUAGGCGUGAUCUCUGUGGAAGGUAAAGUGUAUGCAGUGGGCGGACAUGAUGGAAAUGAGCAUUUAGGCAGCAUGGAGAUGUUUGAUCCUCUCACUAACAAAUGGAUGAUGAAGGCCUCAAUGAACACCAAGAGGCGAGGGAUCGCCUUGGCCGCCUUAGGGGGCCCGAUCUAUGCAAUCGGGGGGCUAGAUGACAACACCUGCUUCAGUGACGUGGAGAGGUACGACAUCGAGUCUGAUCAGUGGAGCACAGUGGCCCCGAUGAACACUCCCCGUGGUGGCGUUGGCUCCGUGGCUUUAAUAAACCAUGUGUAUGCUGUGGGCGGCAACGAUGGAGUAGCUUCCUUAUCCAGUGUGGAAAGGUAUCAUCCACAUCUGGAUAAGUGGAUAGAAGUCAAGGAAAUGGGUCAGCGAAGAGCAGGCAACGGGGUUAGCGAGCUUCACGGCUGCUUGUAUGUUGUUGGCGGCUUUGACGAUAACUCCCCUUUGAGCUCAGUUGAGCGGUAUGACCCUCGGAGCAACAAGUGGGACUACGUGGCAGCACUCACCACUCCCCGGGGCGGAGUGGGGAUCGCCACAGUAAUGGGCAAAAUCUUUGCGGUCGGCGGUCACAAUGGCAAUGCGUAUCUGAACACCGUGGAGGCCUUUGACCCGGUGCUGAAUAAGUGGGAGCUGGUUGGACCCGUGUCUCACUGCAGAGCUGGUGCUGGUGUGGCCGUGUGUGACUGCCUGACUAGCCAGAUCCGAGACGUUGGCCACGGCUCCACUAACGUGGUCGACUGUAUGUGAUUGAAGUCCCGGCAAUGUUCUCACAUAUCACAGACAGGAAGACAGGGAGCAUUUUGGUGUGGCCCGUUUGACUGUGACCGCAGCUCCCAUUCCUUUCAAUGUCAGCUGCUGUAAGUACAGUUUGUGGCGCCAGAGCUGAAGAGGUAUUAGUCGUGAAGAUAAGUGUGGUAGUUCCUGCUUCAGCAAUACCGGAGUAGGCAGGAAGCGCCUAUCUUUGAACCCGUUCUUCUCCUGAAAAACGUUUCAUGUAGUGCCAAACCUUCAAAUAGCUGUUUAUUUUGAUGAAUAAAACGUAAUUUAUUGA
Psammomys obesus (fat sand rat) is the source of this 2388-nucleotide messenger RNA. RefSeq names its product kelch like family member 8 (gene Klhl8). The coding region runs from base 216 to 2084 and encodes 622 amino acids. The transcript has 10 exons. The record is from RefSeq and is a predicted model, not a curated record. NCBI's taxonomy places the organism in Eukaryota, Metazoa, Chordata, Mammalia, Rodentia, Muridae. Gene Ontology annotation, molecular function: protein binding.